Molecule: messenger RNA, 1194 nt
Organism: Esox lucius (northern pike)
Lineage: Eukaryota; Metazoa; Chordata; Actinopteri; Esociformes; Esocidae
Product: sex-determining region Y protein-like
Exons: 1
Coding region: 1-1194 (397 amino acids)
Source: RefSeq, a predicted model, not a curated record
AUGCACUUCAACACUCGCAGUCAUCAGAAACAAAGCUCAUACACCCAUGGUCACGAGAAACAGAGCUUCUACACCCAUGGUCACGAGAAACAGAGCUUCUACACCCAUGGUCACGAGAAACAGAGCUUCUACACCCAUGGUCACGAGAAACAGAGCUUCUACACCCAUGGUCACGAGAAACAGAGCUCAUACACCCAUGGUCACGAGAAACAGAGCUUCUACACCCAUGGUCACGAGAAACAGAGCUUCUACACCCAUGGUCACGAGAAACAGAGCUUCUACACCCAUGGUCACGAGAAACAGAGCUUCUACACCCAUGGUCACGAGAAACAGAGCUUCUACACCCAUGGUCACGAGAAACAGAGCUUCUACACCCAUGGUCACGAGAAACAGAGCUUCUACACCCAUGGUCACGAGAAACAGAGCUUCUACACCCAUGGUCACGAGAAACAGAGCUCAUACACCCAUGGUCACGAGAAACAGAGCUUCUACACCCAUGGUCACGAGAAACAGAGCUUCUACACCCAUGGUCACGAGAAACAGAGCUUCUACACCCAUGGUCACGAGAAACAGAGCUUCUACACCCAUGGUCACGAGAAACAGAGCUUCUACACCCAUGGUCACGAGAAACAGAGCUUCUACACCCAUGGUCACGAGAAACAGAGCUUCUACACCCAUGGUCACGAGAAACAGAGCUUCUACACCCAUGGUCACGAGAAACAGAGCUUCUACACCCAUGGUCACGAGAAACAGAGCUUCUACACCCAUGGUCACGAGAAACAGAGCUUCUACACCCAUGGUCACGAGAAACAGAGCUUCUACACCCAUGGUCACGAGAAACAGAGCUUCUACACCCAUGGUCACGAGAAACAGAGCUUCUACACCCAUGGUCACGAGAAACAGAGCUUCUACACCCAUGGUCACGAGAAACAGAACUUCUACACCCAUGGUCACGAGAAACAGAGCUUCUACACCCAUGGUCACGAGAAACAGAACUUCUACACCCAUGGUCACGAGAAACAGAGCUUCUACACCCAUGGUCACGAGAAACAGAGCUUCUACACCCAUGGUCAAGAGAAACAGAGCUUCUACACCCAUGGUCACGAGAAACAGAGCUUCUACACCCAUGGUCACGAGAAACAGAGCUUCUACACUAGUGGUCACCAGAAACAGAGCUUCUACACCCGUAGAUAA